This is a messenger RNA of Clupea harengus (Atlantic herring), 2277 nucleotides long. RefSeq names its product synaptosome associated protein 47 (gene snap47). NCBI's taxonomy places the organism in Eukaryota, Metazoa, Chordata, Actinopteri, Clupeiformes, Clupeidae. The record is from RefSeq and is a predicted model, not a curated record. Gene Ontology annotation, molecular function: syntaxin binding; SNAP receptor activity. Gene Ontology annotation, cellular component: plasma membrane; SNARE complex. Gene Ontology annotation, biological process: synaptic vesicle priming; exocytosis; synaptic vesicle fusion to presynaptic active zone membrane.
GUUAUGCUAUGGGGGCGGUACUGAUGUCAAUACUGUGCGCCGAGCACAAAGCAAGCCUGCUGUAGUGGUCCUAGCUAAUUUCUCAUCAAGCCAGUGACAUACAUAAACGAUGGCACUUAAACAUUUUCAAAUGUCCUGAAGUAGUUUUUUUAAUUGUCUUUCUUUAUGAAUCCACUCCAUUACUUUGAUAUAAGAUGUGGUCAAAUGAAGUCACCUAAAUGUAGUUUUCAGUACGGACGGGAAAUAUGAGUGUUCCAGAGUAAAGACAACUUCCGGUUUCACAGUAACGCAUUCGCAGUGUUUAUGUUGUCAAAAGGCCGUGGUUGGCCGUGAGGCUGUAGUAGGUUACUCGUUGGCUAGUACUCACAUACGCUUACUGGAUUUACUGUAACGACUGGACUGUUCAUGAUUUGUUCAACAAUGAAAUGUGUUGUUGAGAAGGUAUACGCCACAAAAACAGUGAUUUCUUGUUUUUUAAAUAACGAUACCUACGUCAUUAAUGAGCCAUCGUCUGUGCUGUUCAGAGCAUCUCAUGUCUACAAGUGGAGUAUUCAUUUGAAGCCAGUUUUACACUCCGAAGAUGAGCCGUGACACCCCCAUUCAUAGUUGGCCUGGCUCCUAUUAUAUUAAUAGUGAGAAAAGAUGGGUCAGUGGCACACUUUCCCUGAGCCGAACUACCCUUCGAUUCACCACAGAGCAAAGCAAAGACAGUCUGGCCAGUGUUCGCCUCUCCCGCAUCAUGGAGAUCAAGAUGGAGUCUUCCAGCUUCAUCUUUAGUACUCUCACCGUGUUAGAGGAAGGCAACAUCAAACACUGGUUUGGGUCACUGCGCCCCAACCGUGUGGUGGUCUACAAUGUUCUGGAGCACUUCUGGAGGGAACGCCUGUUGUCCCCCACACAGAGCUGUGGGGCAAAUGCUCCACCCAGCAAAGGCAGGGAACUCAUCAGCUUGGUGUCUGGAGCCCAGCGCAGACUGGAAGAUACAGGGAAAGUGCUCAACCACCAAGGAGAGCAGUUUGACAAUGUAAUGCAAGACCUGGACAAGAUUGACUCAAAUUUGGGUGUUGCAGACAAGCUACUUUCUGAAUUGGAGUCACCCCCUUGGUGGCCAUUUGGGAAGCUGCCAUGGAAAAGCCAGCAAGAAGCUAAGAGUGAGCAGGCAGCAAUGGCCGCUUCCGCAAAAGGCUCAGGCAAGGGGCCGAGGGUGAUCACAAGCAUCCCUGCUGUUGUCUCUAAAGGUGGCGAAUCAGACUGGAAGCCUGGAUGUCUGGUGAUGUUGGUCUCGUCACUAGAAAUAAGGGAUGCAAAUUCACUUCUGCUGCACCACUUUGAAAGGGACGAGGUGGAUGACAUAAGGGUCCACAACCCGUACGAAAUCAGUGUACGGCAGCGGUUCAUCGGUAAACCUGAUAUCAGCUACCGCCUCCUCUCAGUUAAAAUGACAGAGGCCCUGUCUGUGCUGGAGAUGCAGUACAAAAAGAAAUUGGAGUUCACCCCUGACUUCACAGACUUCCGGGCCAGCCCCGCCACAACCCCUGGUGCCACUCAGGGAGAAGAUUCAGUAUGGAGUGCAGGUGCAGAACAAGACCCAAUUGGACAGCUGGAAAUGUCUGGCCAGGAGCCUAGCCAUCAUGCUGCAGGGCUCGUCCAGCACAGGCAGGAGACAGAGGUUCCUGUGGAGAUCCCUGCUGGUGAACUUACUCAGGUCCAAGUUCAGGUCCUUCAGCCCAUGGUCACUGAUGCCGAGGCUCAGGAGCUGAAGCAGAUGCUGCUGCAGCUGAAGAACCUGGCUCUAGAGGCAGAAACAGAGCUGGAGCGUCAGGAUGAGGCUCUGGACACCUUGGUGUCCUCCACCGAUCGCACCACCAUGACCAUCCACAAACACUCUCGCCGCAUGAGAAAGCUACUGUAACUUCUUCCUCCGUCACCCCCAAAAGCACCUUCAAAUACCUUCUCCUGUGGCCCAAAAUGAUCUCCAAGCUCUAUGUAUUGCAUGUCUAACAUGAGCCCCUUUGCAGUGCUUUGAGUCGGAGCACUCUCAAAGUGGACUAUGAAGAAUGAAUUCAUUGUAGUUGAUUUUAAUUAUUCAACCCUAACUACGAAUCCACAUCUGAACAUCUCCCCAGCUCCAUACACCUGUUAAUAUGAAUCUUUACUGUACACUUGUUAAAUGGCUGGGACAGGUCUGUGAUGUAAUUUUGUCCUGUCUGUGUUGUAAUGGUUACCUUUGUGAACAAGUUCAAUAAACUCCCAAUUGCAAUUGGCUUGCUAUAUUCA